AUGGGUAUGUGGGAUAAUUAUGCUUUUAGACCCCCACCCGCGCUCACCGCCUCGAAUGGAUGCAAGCUUCAAUCCGGAGUUGCAUCGGUUCUUAUGGCUGAAGGAUUGGCGGUAAGGGAAGCUCUCUGCCACGCUCUCCACAUCGGUAUCUCAAAAAUCUGGCUUCGAUCAGAUUGUUUGUCGCUGAUCAACGCGAUAAGUUCGGUUACAAAGCUGAUGGAUCUCUACGGAGUCCUCUCGGACAUUGAACGCCUCUCUGUUUCUUUUGAUUUCUGCGUUUUUUCUUUUGUUGCUAGAGAAGAAAAUGGGCCAGCGGACAGUUUGUCCAAAGCCUGCUUGUAUCACGCUGUUACUUCUUAG
Raphanus sativus (radish) is the source of this 360-nucleotide messenger RNA. RefSeq lists its product as uncharacterized. Bases 1 to 360 code for a protein of 119 amino acids. The transcript has a single exon. Gene Ontology annotation, molecular function: RNA-DNA hybrid ribonuclease activity; nucleic acid binding. The record is from RefSeq and is a predicted model, not a curated record. NCBI's taxonomy places the organism in Eukaryota, Viridiplantae, Streptophyta, Magnoliopsida, Brassicales, Brassicaceae.